CGAUCAGCUCUAGCUUCACAAAGUUAAGCCAAAAAAGAAAGAAAUACAAAAAUGGCUGAACAGUUCACCGAAGAUCAGAUCUCAGAAUACAAGGAAGCUUUUACCUUAUUUGAUGAAGAUGGAGAUGGCUAUAUCAUUGCUAAAGAGUUGAGCACUGCAAUGAGGUCUAUGGGAAAGAAUCCAACUGAAGCUGAAAUCCAGGACAUGAUCAACGAGGUUGAUGCUGACAAAAAUGAAGCUAUUAAUUUCACUGAGUUCUUGGAUUUGAUGGCACGAAAGAUAAAAGAUGCGAUUAAGGAUGCGCAGUCUGACGAGGAGGAACCGAAUGAUGUUUAUAAGUUCUUAAAAAGGUUUCAUUUCUGUUGCUGAGUUGGGACGUACGUGUUACUACGAAUUUGGGAGAGAAAUAGACUGACGAAGAAGUUUUUCUCAUUUGUUUUUUGCCUUUUCUUGGGGCUUUUAGCUCUUCUUUAGUUGUAUCCGCCAUCACACGGCUUGUGUGCUUUUGAAUUUAUCUAAGUUUGCCGAUCAAAAAAAAAGAAAGAAAAGAUACUUCAUACAUCAA
This is a messenger RNA of Papaver somniferum (opium poppy), 565 nucleotides long. RefSeq names its product calmodulin-like. The record is from RefSeq and is a predicted model, not a curated record. The transcript has 4 exons. Bases 52 to 369 code for a protein of 105 amino acids. Gene Ontology annotation, molecular function: calcium ion binding. Gene Ontology annotation, cellular component: cytoplasm; myosin II complex. NCBI's taxonomy places the organism in Eukaryota, Viridiplantae, Streptophyta, Magnoliopsida, Ranunculales, Papaveraceae.